Messenger RNA from Cygnus olor (mute swan), 3494 nucleotides. It is a transcript of the gene DDR2, whose product is annotated as discoidin domain receptor tyrosine kinase 2. The record is from RefSeq and is a predicted model, not a curated record. Gene Ontology annotation, biological process: multicellular organism development; positive regulation of kinase activity; protein phosphorylation. Gene Ontology annotation, molecular function: protein tyrosine kinase collagen receptor activity; collagen binding; ATP binding. Gene Ontology annotation, cellular component: membrane; signaling receptor complex. Lineage: Eukaryota; Metazoa; Chordata; Aves; Anseriformes; Anatidae.
CCUCGGGUCGAGGAAAAUAACCUCCGCCGAAAAGCCAGCCUGGAUUGGUGACUGGCUCCCCCUCUCCGCUCCCUAAUUGAAACCAAAUGUGCAAGAUGUAGGAUUGUGGGAUUUCUGGCCAGCUCCCAGGAAUCCGCAGAAUGCGAGCGCGCUCGCAGAGGCAUCUUGCAUCAGCCCGGGGAAGUUCGCUCCUCGCCUGGCUCCCCCAGCCCGGGCGAGGAGCGAGGAGCCCGCCCGCCCACCGCCGCCUCCCCGCUCCGGACCGCCGACAUGCCAGCCCUCCCCACGCCUCUGCUGCUGCUGGUGGUGCCGCUGCUCUGCGUCCCGCGGGCUGCACGAGCCCAGGUCAACCCGGCGGUGUGCCGCUACCCCCUGGGUAUGUCGGGCGGGCACAUCCCCGAUGAGGACAUCUCCGUCCAGUGGUCCGAGUCCACGGCCGCCAAGUACGGACGGCUGGACUCGGAGGAUGGCGACGGUGCCUGGUGCCCUGAGAUCCCGGUGGAGCCCGAUGACCUGAAGGAGUUCCUGCAGAUCGACCUGCGCGCCCUGCACUUCAUCACGCUGGUGGGCACCCAGGGCCGCCACGCCGGGGGCCACGGCAACGAGUUUGCCCCCAUGUACAAGAUCAACUACAGCCGGGACGGCACCCGCUGGAUCUCCUGGAGGAACCGGCACGGGAAGCAGGUCCUGGAUGGAAACACCAACCCUUACGACAUCGUCCUCAAGGACCUGGAGCCGCCGCUCAUCGCGCGCUUCGUCCGCUUCAUCCCCGUCACCGACCACUCCAUGAACGUCUGCCUGCGCGUGGAGCUCUACGGCUGCGUCUGGCUCGACGGGCUGGUGUCCUACAACGCGCCGGCUGGGCAGCAGCUCGUCCUCCCCGGCGGCACCAUCAUCUACCUGAACGACUCGGUGUACGACGGGGCCUUCGGGUACAGCAUGACGGAGGGGCUCGGCCAGCUGACGGACGGGGUGUCGGGGCUGGACGACUUCACGCAGACCCACGAGUACCACGUCUGGCCGGGCUACGACUACGUGGGCUGGCGCAACGAGAGCACCGCCGGCGGCUACGUGGAGAUCACCUUCGAGUUCGACCGCAUCAGGAACUUCACCACCAUGAAGGUGCACUGCAACAACAUGUUCGCCAAAGGGGUGAAGAUCUUCAAGGAGGUGCAGUGCUAUUUCCGCUCCGACGCUGGCGAGUGGGAGCCCAACGCCGUCUCCUCGGUGCUGGUGCUGGACGACGUGAACCCCAGCGCCCGCUUCGUCACCGUGCCCCUGCUGCACCGCAUGGCCAGCGCCAUCAAGUGCCAGUACUACUUCGCCGACACCUGGAUGAUGUUCAGCGAGAUCACCUUCCAGUCGGAUGCAGCCAUGUACAACAACUCGGUGGCCCCCCCGGAGAUGCCCAUGGCCCCCACCACGUAUGACCCCACCCUCAAGGUGGAUGACAGCAACACGCGCAUCCUGAUCGGGUGCCUGGUGGCGAUCAUCUUCAUCCUGGUGGCCAUCAUCGUCAUCAUACUGUGGCGGCAAUUCUGGCAGAAGAUGCUGGAGAAGGCAUCGCGGAGGAUGCUGGAUGACGAAAUGACCGUCAGCCUCUCGCUGCCCAGCGAAUCCAGCUGUUCAACCACAACCGCUCCCUCCUCGUCCAGCGAGCAGGAGUCCAACUCCACUUAUGACCGCAUCUUCCCACUGGGACCGGACUACCAGGAGCCCUCGCGCCUGAUCCGCAAGCUGCCCGAGUUCACGCCGGGGGAGGAGGACACGGGCUGCAGCGGCCUCGUGAAGCCAUCCCCGGCCGGUGUCCCCGAGGGCGUCCCCCACUACGCCGAGGCCGACAUCGUGAACCUGCAGGGCGUCACGGGAGGCAACACCUACUCGGUGCCAGCCAUCACCAUGGACCUGCUCUCUGGCAAGGACGUGGCUGUGGAGGAGUUCCCCAGGAAGCUGCUGACCUUCAAGGAGAAGCUGGGGGGCCAGUUCGGGGAGGUCCAUCUCUGUGAAGUGGAGGGCAUGGAGAAGUUCACGGACAAGGACUUCGCUCUGCAGGGCCUGGAGGCCAGCUCCGACCGCCCUGUGCUGGUGGCUGUGAAAAUGCUGCCGGACGCCAACAAGAACGCCAGGAAUGACUUCCUGAAGGAAAUCAAGAUCAUGUCGCGGCUCAAGGACCCCAACAUCAUCCGGCUGCUGGCGGUGUGCAUCGCGGAUGACCCGCUGUGCAUGAUCACGGAGUACAUGGAGAACGGGGACCUCAACCAGUUCCUGUCUCGCCACGAGGCGCAGAGCCCCCCGGACGCCCACGCGCCCACCGUCAGCUACCGCGACCUGCGCUUCAUGGCCACCCAGAUCGCGUCGGGCAUGAAGUACCUCUCCUCCCUCAACUUCGUGCACCGGGACCUGGCCACGCGCAACUGCCUGGUGGGGAAGCGGUACACCAUCAAGAUCGCCGACUUCGGCAUGAGCAGGAACCUCUACAGCGGGGACUACUACCGCAUCCAGGGCCGGGCUGUGCUCCCCAUCCGCUGGAUGUCCUGGGAGAGCAUCCUGCUGGGCAAGUUCACCACGGCCAGCGGGUGGGCGUUUGGCGUGACGCUGUGGGAGACCUUCACGCUGUGCGAGCAGCCCUACUCGCAGCUGUCCGACGAGCAGGUCAUCGAGAACACCGGAGAGUUCUUUCGGGACCAGGGCCGACAGACAUACCUUCCCCAGCCACCGCUGUGCCCGACUAUCUAUAAGCUAAUGCUGAGCUGCUGGCGACGGGACACUAAAGACCGUCCCUCCUUCCAGGACAUCCACCGCCUGCUCCACGAGCCAGCCAGCGACGAGUGACCCCGUGCUGCCCAGCCCCACGGGACCCCCCUGCACCGCCCGGACCCGGCGGCACGCCGCGGGCACCCUGGUUAGGUCUCCAUUGCACAGCCUAGGAGGAAAACCCAAACAGGACGGGGAGCCGAGGCGUGGGACAGCACGGACCCGGAGCAGUCCUCUGCUGCCCCUGGGGCGGCCGCGGGCUGAGGUGGAGGUUAUUUAUUGAGGCGCCGCGCUCCUGGUGGCAGGACGGGGACGGAGCCGCAUGCCCCGAGGGAGCAGGGGGCACCGCCAGGAGCCGUGCGGUUACGGGGCGGCGAACUGGAGCUCUCUGGGCUUUUUGGGGGAUUUUGGGUCACGGCCGUGGGAGGGGCAGGAGCCCCACUCGUGCCCGCAUGGCAUCCAGCCUCUGCUGCCAACCCGAACCUGUGACGGCCUGCAGACAGACUGAUGGACAGAUGGACAGAAAGACAGAUAGUAGGGCCCGCCGCGGCCCUGACCAUGGCUUGUGGGGGUCGCCUAAGCCCCCCUGCCCCACUGGGACACCCGUCGGGCCCCCGGCCACGCACGGCGUGCGGAACUUUGUACUUCCCUAACCCUGUCCGCGUUACUGUGGCCCUGCUAUGUUCCAUAGGCGCCCCUCCAGGCGGGGGCCACCCUGCUAAGAGCCCCUCGCUCCAUCA